Molecule: messenger RNA, 1569 nt
Organism: Suillus paluster
Lineage: Eukaryota; Fungi; Basidiomycota; Agaricomycetes; Boletales; Suillaceae
Exons: 6
Coding region: 1-1569 (522 amino acids)
Source: RefSeq, a predicted model, not a curated record
AUGGCGGCACGUAACUUUGAAGAUCUCCUCCAGUGUGCGAUUCCUGUUUUCGAUGAUCUUCUCCCCCGUCCUCACGACACGCUCCACAUGCAUUCUGACUUGACGUUAGAUAUUCUAGAUCAGACAACAACCGAGCUUGGCAAGCAGUUCCGCAGAUUCAAGGCAAAUGUCUGCACAGCCUAUGAUGCAAGAGAGCUAGACAAGGAAGUGAAUACGCGAUCGAGGCGUCAGGCAAAGGAAGCAGCUCGACAAACUCAAGCUGGCAAGGGCAAGAACCCUUCCAAGCAUGAGGACAAGCCAGAUGGGAUGGCGGAAUCUGUAGAACGCAAUGUGUUGCACAGGAAAGUUUCCUUAAAUUUGCACACUUACAAGUUCCACUCGCUUGGAGAUUACGCGUUGUGUAUAAGGCGCCUCGGUACUACUGAUUCUUAUAGCACAGAGGCAGGAGAACUUGAGCAUCGCACAGGAAAACAAAGAUAUCUCAGAACAGACCGCAAAACAUUUGUUCACCAACUAACUCAGAUUGAGCGUCACCAAACACGCAUCAGACGUAUCAAGAAUCACCUUCAACAGUCCCAAUCCCAUGAAGCGGCAGACAGUGAUCCUACCAUUCACCACCACAUCGGUCUGAGUGAGAAAAUUAACGACAACAUAGGUUCUCAUUUGCGUUUGCGCGAGGGCGAUCCAGCCAUGAAGAAUUAUUUUUCACGCUUGAAAGACCAUCUUCUCCAACGUGUCCUAUCAUCUCAAUUUGCUGAUUUGGAUCAAGCGGCACAUGGCGACAUCAAUCAAAUUCUCUUCAAAAGGAAUCGCAUCUUCCACCACAAUAUUGCAUGCAUCAACUAUACAACCUACGACACAAGACGCGAUCAGGAUGUUAUCAAUCCCAAGACCUCUCACUGCAACAUCAUGGUGCUCAGUAGUUCUAGCGAAUCAGGACACUAUCAUUACGCCAAUGUAUUAGGAAUCCACCACGUCAACACUGUUGUUGUCAGAGGUUCCUAUCAGACUCCCCAUCAAAUGGAGUUUCUAUUUGUACGCUGGUAUGAGGCUGCAGAUGCUGAUAGUUGCAGGAUGGCUUUGGAUCACAUUUGUUUUUCGUUGUUGGAUAGUGAAGGCGCUUUUGGUUUCCUGAAUCCAGUAGAUGUCCUCAGAGCUAGUCAUAUAAUCCCUCACUUCUCUAAAGGAAUGCACCAUGCAGAUGGCAGAGGAUUGUCUGGCAUGGCUAGAGACAGAGGCGACUGGCAAGAAUAUUUCGUUAAUCGAUUUGUAGACAGGGACAUGCUCAUGCGGUUUCAUUAUGGUCUGGGGGUGGGCCAUGUCUAUUCUCAUCAGGACAUGCUGCCUGUGGGUUCUCCUUCCGACGUUUCCAGUCCCCAGGAGAUCACCGUUGAUGGUAGAGAGGGUGACGAACAUGAGGAGAUCGAUAGUGAAAACUCUGAGUAUGAGCCUACUGGCGUCGAGGAAGAAGUUCUAUUUGAUCAGGAGCAAAAUGGAAGUACGGAAUCUAUUAUUGAGGAGCUAGAUAACAUGUUUACCAUUGAACACAAGUUAGAUUACGAAUCCUAA